AUGAAUCAGACACUUUUAUAUAAUGACUUUGAACAAAAUGAAGGACAGGAUACUCUUGUUUCAGAAUCUAUGAACAACGGGCCUAAUGAUAGCGAAUAUACUGGACUUGAAACCAUUGUUCCCGAAUCCAUUAAUAACGUUGCUAUUGAUCAUUCCAAUGGGUUAAAACAAAACAAUGACACUCAAAUGGAUCAAUCGUCCUUAAAUGCUCGAGCCAAUUAUAAUAUUCCCUGUAAUUGUAAAUACGCUUGUAAUAGCGCAUCUCCAGUAAUUUAUGAAAAUACACAAGCCACAACCAUGCAGCAACAUAUGCCCCUUGUAGAUAAUGCUUCAACUUCACGAUAUUUAAAAAACGACACUCCUUUGGCACGAUAUAUCAAUGAUGAAGAUGGUUCUUUCGUCACGCAACACUCUCCUCCUCCACACUUUACCCCCAUACAACAACAACAUACCUAUAAUAAUGGUAAUGGAUAUACAACUCAAGAUAAUCUUGAACAUCGGUCUAGUGAGAGUCAUGUUUCAACUACGCAAUAUGCUCCACCGCGUUCAUCCAACAUCAAUUGUCAUGAACUCUUUAGACUUGAAAUUUCCGGGAUGGAAAUUAUUUUUAGACAGAAACCUUUGACAAAUUUGAAUCAAAGUUUAGAAAUGCGAAAUGACAAACUACAAAGGCGACAACAGAAUGAACAACCCAACGGAAGAAUUCAAAAUAGGAUGCAUCCUUUUCAUCUGCCUUUUGAACAAAAUCGUAGGCCUAACAUGGUUAAUAAUAGAAAUCAUGCCGUUAUUAAUUCUUCUCCUCGACAACAAUAUCUCUCUCAUCCUUGUCCUCAUUCUUGUUUUCCCACGGUAACGACACCACGAUUAAAUCGACAGCAAUAUUAUGUUUCUGACGUUGACGGAACUUCUUCGAACGGAAAUUUUGUAAACGCUAUUAAUAUUCAUAAUGUUAAUAAUCAAUUUACAGACGAUGACUCGCAGCUUCAAUUCCAAUGA
This is a messenger RNA of Funneliformis geosporum, 996 nucleotides long. NCBI's taxonomy places the organism in Eukaryota, Fungi, Glomeromycota, Glomeromycetes, Glomerales, Glomeraceae. The record is from the annotation of a GenBank genome assembly.